Neoarthrinium moseri is the source of this 1284-nucleotide messenger RNA. RefSeq lists its product as uncharacterized. Bases 1 to 1284 code for a protein of 427 amino acids. NCBI's taxonomy places the organism in Eukaryota, Fungi, Ascomycota, Sordariomycetes, Amphisphaeriales, Apiosporaceae. The transcript is spliced from 2 exons. The record is from RefSeq and is a predicted model, not a curated record.
AUGGCCGUCUUUUCCCUUAUCAAGCGCGGUCGACAACAAGCCAAAGAACACAGCGCCAAGCAAGCCGACAAAGCGCAACAGGAGGCUGCUAAGACACCGUACAAACAUGUCCCAACACACGCUGCCAUUGAUUCUAUAUCAGGAGCUCCGGCAAGCUGGCAACAUGAAAUUCGCCCAAGGAUUCAGGAGGAGAACCGCAGGCGAAGCGCUAUGGUGACUUCAUCCGCAAGUUCUCGAAGCGUCCCACGCGUUGGAAGCUCGCUUUCAAAUGUCUCCUACCCGCCAAUUAGCUACAAUCCCGUUGUAUCAUUGCCAAAGAACUACAGUCGGAACAGCCUACCAGGUGAUUGGCAUGAAAGGAGAUCGAUCAACUACUCCCAGGUGGAUUAUUUCGGUGAUGUAGGCAGCAUCAAAGGGAAGGAACGGGCAGUUGUGUCUUCUUUGCCUCCAAAGACUUCCGUCCAUGCACAAGCCAAACCUCCACAGCAUAUGAGCGUUGAAAAAGCUGAGCCGCACAUGGCAAGCUCCGGGAGCUCGAGCUCAUCUGAGGAGGACCUCGAGAUGAGGCCGGCCCGUACAAUAUCAUAUCGGUCCAGUACUGCCACCGAUGAGACGAAGCCUCGCCACUUGCAACAGACUCCUGCAAAUACCCCAGGCUUGCAUAGGCUACACCCAUCCUAUCAGCGAAGGCUAUCAGGACAGCAUGAACAAACUCAACCAUCAACCCCUCGCAACACACGGUUUACAGCGCCUCGGCCCAUGAAUCCCCAGGCACUUACCGCUGCUCAAUCUAUCCCACCGGUCCCUUUGCUGCCAACUGCGUACAAGAAUCUAGCGAGACCCUCCGCACCAUCAUCUGGCCCUCCUUCUGUUGCAUCGUCUACUGUCUCUGGCCUCUCAACGACCCCAAGCUCGGUUCACUCUACACCAGUGGCUACCCCUUUCCCUUCAUCGGACAAGUUAUCGUCGAUGCCUAAAGACAAAGAUUCGUCCGAACGAAUGAUGAAGCCUAAAGCCACCAGGUUUACCGAAGCUACAUCCCCCGUGCGCCACAACGUCAAAAUCAUACCUUCUGUACAGAUCACACCUACUCGCACAAUCGAAGAUGCUACCAGUCCCCUACCUCGGACCGUGGAACGCUCCAUAUCUGAGCUCGAACCUGUCGUCCCUGGGAAGAGCUCUGGGAAGCUCGUUAAGAGACAAGAGCUGAAACCUGCCAACGAUCACAAGAAGAGAAGGUGGUCGUUCAGGACCGGCAAGCAGGCGGAUGCAGUCGCAGCGUAG